AUCACAAGAACCAACUAAAUGUCUUUAUUUCAUUAGUAUUUUUCUCCCUAUAAAGUAAUCUAACUUUUUUCAAUUUUUUUUUUUCUUUUCCCUUUCCUCUUUUUUUUUUUUUUUUUUUUUUUUCUUCUUACUUGUUUAUUGGAGAUAUCAUGUAUAGCACGGAAUCAAUAGGGCUUUCGUUAGAAUCUGUCCUGGAAGAUCCAAGUUCGGACCUAUUUAAAGAUUUCGCCACUUAUUUGCAUCAGUCAUAUUGUAUAGAAAAUUUAGCUUUUUGGUUAGCGACACAAGAAUAUUACCAAGAAUGUAACAAGAAUCGGCAACAAGAAUUAUGUGAAUCGAUGAUCAAUUUAUACAUUCGACCCAAUUCACCACAGGAAAUCAACAUACCAUGCGAUAUGAGGCAGUCGAUACUCGAUUUCUUCAAUGAUGGAAACUAUCACUUGCACAUAUUCGAUGAUGCAGCUGAAGCAGUAUUGGAAUUAAUGAGAGUAAACUCGUUUCUGCCCUGGACAACAUGUUCUUCACCACCAUCGUGGUCAUUUGACAAUAUCAUGUCCUCUUCUUCUUCUUCGACAAAACAACACAAAAGUUGGCCAUCACCAAGACGAUUCGUACCUACCUCAAAUUCAUUAACGGGUCUAUCUACCAGCUUCUCUUUCUCUGACAAGUGGAAUUUAAUUAAAUUAAAGCAACCCUCAUCACGUAGAAGCUGCUCAUCAUUAGAUUAUCCUUGUUCCAUCGAAGAUGACAGUAAUGAUAGAUUAGCCUUAUCUAUCGAUUUUUCGGCUCCUUCGGCUACGAGUACCACAACCACGACUACGUCAGGAACUCGGUAUAGAACAAUGUUGAAACGGGUAAAAAGGUCUCUACUUGGUAGCAUCAAUAACAAUACAACAACUGACGAGGAUGAAGACGAUCAGUUCUCAACUCCACGUUCUUCCUUUACUGCUGAUACCACUUCUUCAUGGUCGUCCUGGAGAAAAUCCCAAAGAUAAUUCAAACCCCUCCCUACUCUCCUUUAAAAAAAAAUAUUCAUAUGUAUACCCCACUACUUUCUUUCUUCAUCUUAUAUCUUGUAAUUAUAUAUGUAUAACCUUAUUAUAUCUUUAAUGUGCUACUGCCAAUAGAACCGCCCCAUAUAGACUAUUCUCUUAUGUAAAAAUAAAACAAACAAAAAAUAGAGUGCGAAUUAUUUCU
This is a messenger RNA of Mucor mucedo, 1197 nucleotides long. Its product is annotated as RGS domain-containing protein. The record is from RefSeq and is a predicted model, not a curated record. NCBI's taxonomy places the organism in Eukaryota, Fungi, Mucoromycota, Mucoromycetes, Mucorales, Mucoraceae. The coding region runs from base 150 to 995 and encodes 281 amino acids. The transcript has a single exon.